GUUGUGUUUUGUGCUGUUUCUCAUGUGCGUCAAAAGAUGGUGAUGGAUUUGGUCGAGCAGUGCUCCAGGAUACAGAUGCUGAGGGCAUCUGACAAUCUGCUGAUGACCGACAUAGCUUCAGUGACAGUAUCUCGUCUACAGCACCUCCGUGUGCUGCGUCUGCAAGAGAGACAUGUGUUAAAUACUCGUGUCAUGCGCCCCUUUGUGCUGCGACCUUUGGCUGACGGGUGCCCCCAACUAGUAGAGAUUGACUUCGGGCAUUUGUCUGUCAAUAUGGAUGAUCUGAAGUAUUUUCUGAAUGCCAAGAAGAACGCCCUCAAGUCCUUACGAAUAAAGUGGUCAAUGGAUGGAAUGAGGAAUGGAGGACUACAAGAACUGAAAGUGCUGAGUCUGCCGUAUGGAUAUGGCGUGGAAGAUAACACAGUAAUUGCCAACAGCCACGGAUGUCCCUCUUUGCUGCAGCUCUCCAUCACUCACUCUAGGAAGCUGUCGCCUGCUGCCUUCUCGGAGAUCGACCGUCUGGAACAUCUCGAAGUGGAGCUGAGUGUCGAAGGGUGCCAAGGUGACCCCAAAGCCACAGACAGGCUGACCGAGCAGAUGCCUAAUCUCGUAAUUCGUGGCAACAUCCAUGCUAGACUACAGAUUUUCUGCUUUGGGGCACCUGAAGACAACAGGGUCAAUGCAGACGAACAUUCGGAGAGUGACGAAGACAGCGACAGUGAUAGUAGCGUCGGCGGCAGUGGCAGUGAGAGAGGGUGAGAGAGGUGUAUCUGUGUGUAUAAAAGUGUUGUGGAAUUUAUAGGAAAGUACAAUUGUCAGUACUGAUUACAUUCCUUGUCAACAUAAGCAGAAACUGUUUUGAAGGAAUAUAACAAGUAAUUUUGGAAAUGUAUAGAAGAAACUGUAAUGUUGUUUGAAUACUUGCAGCAAUAAUCUACAGUUACGUUUGAUUCUUGUUGUAACAGCAAUGGAUUUGCAAUGACACAAUUUCUUUAAAUUAUAAAAUGGCAACACAGAUCAGGUAGCAAUUUGUAAAUAGCACUGACAACGUUUUUUUGCAGUGAGUCAAAUUUAAAAACUUCUGUAUUAUUAUGAACCUGUGAAACAAUAA
Messenger RNA from Schistocerca piceifrons (Central American locust), 1111 nucleotides. RefSeq lists its product as uncharacterized. NCBI's taxonomy places the organism in Eukaryota, Metazoa, Arthropoda, Insecta, Orthoptera, Acrididae. The record is from RefSeq and is a predicted model, not a curated record. The transcript is spliced from 4 exons. The coding region runs from base 37 to 759 and encodes 240 amino acids.